Messenger RNA from Aspergillus terreus NIH2624, 768 nucleotides. RefSeq names its product CHAT domain-containing protein. The record is from RefSeq and is a predicted model, not a curated record. The transcript has a single exon. NCBI's taxonomy places the organism in Eukaryota, Fungi, Ascomycota, Eurotiomycetes, Eurotiales, Aspergillaceae. The coding region runs from base 1 to 768 and encodes 255 amino acids.
AUGGGCCUUCUCCCACUGCACGCAGCCGGGGAUGCAACUCGCAGGACGAUGGACUACGUCAUUUCCAGUUAUAUUCCCACGAUUCAGGUGCUCCAAUCUUGCCGGGAAAGACGUCGUAUGUCAUUCCGCGAGCAUAAGCCGAAGAUGCUCCUUGUGUCUGCGCCAGAAAAGCUCGAUCGACAGACGUUGAAGACAAACGUCGAGCUCGAGUCCAUCAGAGAAGGCCUUCAGGUUCAUCAAGUGUCCUACACGAUGCUUGAUAGGCCCUCGCACGAUGACGUAUUGCGAGAGCUCCCCGAGCACCAUCUGCUCCAUUUCUCACGCCAUGGCUAUUCAAACGCUACUGAUCCAUCGAAAAGCGCGUUGGAGCUUGUCUGCACAGCUGAAGAUGGAGCAAUCUCGCAGCUCACAGUAAGAGAUCUGUCACUCAUUGGUUACGAAAAAGCUCAGAUUGCGUAUCUCUCUGCGUGCUCGACAGCCGAGAACUCGUCCGAUGAACUCCUAAAUGAGGUCAUACAUAUCGCCAGUGCUUUUCAGCUCAUUGGGUUCCCCCAUGUCGUCGGGACACUCUGGGAGGUCAGCGACAGAGCUGCCGUUGAAGUAAGCAGACUCUUUUACGAACAGCUGGGCCGGCAGAUGCGCAAUUGUGACGAGUCACAUAUCGCAUGCUGUCUCCACGAAGCUCUCCAGACAUACCGGGAAAGCAGGAAAGUUUCAAGAGCGAAUGAUGUCCUUUCAUGGGCCCCAUUUAUCUACAUGGGUGCAUAA